Messenger RNA from Paramecium primaurelia, 367 nucleotides. The record is from the annotation of a GenBank genome assembly. NCBI's taxonomy places the organism in Eukaryota, Ciliophora, Oligohymenophorea, Peniculida, Parameciidae.
AUGGAACAUGAAGUUUAUAUUCACAAUAUCAAAGAAUUGAGAGUCUCUACAGGUGAUUAAGUCAAAAUCUGUGCUGUUAUGAAAGAUGAUGCUUAUGGACAUGGAAUUGAAGUGAUGAUGGAUUCAAUUGUUAAAUCAGGAGUUAAUAUAUCAGUGGUAUUGAAAUUGUGAAUUUAGAAUCAUGAAUAAAUGGUUUAAAGAACACAAUAUUAAUCAUGUGAGAUUGCUUAGAAAUGCACCAGCUACUUGAGAAGAAUUGAUUGAAUCUAUAAUUAAUAAUAGGGAUGUUGAAGAAGUUAUUGGAUCAUCAGAAUAAGGUCAAUAUUUGACCAAAAUUAUAAUUGAGUUAUCUUAAAAACUUGGAAGA